AUGUCGACCAAGCCACGAUCCGACUCGUCCACCUCGACGUCGUCGACAUCGUCGACCUCUUCGGACCCGUACGCCAAUGCUUCGGUGUUCCGCAACUCGCCGUCCUACAAGGCCGAACAGCUGGACGAUCUUUCGCACGGAUCCACCUUCAAAGCUCGUCGCUGGUCGGGCGCCAAGAAGAACCCGGGCGAGGGAAGGUCGCACUUUGAAAUGCGCAUCAACGCCAGCGACCAGACCAAGCUCAACCGAGACGAACUCAAGGUCAGCGUCAAGAAGAACAAGGACCUCACCACGCGCAUGAAGAAGAACCACUCGCCACAACAGGCCGCUCAGGUCUACGACGCCAUCAACCGCGAGUAG
Messenger RNA from Moesziomyces antarcticus, 360 nucleotides. RefSeq lists its product as uncharacterized. Bases 1 to 360 code for a protein of 119 amino acids. NCBI's taxonomy places the organism in Eukaryota, Fungi, Basidiomycota, Ustilaginomycetes, Ustilaginales, Ustilaginaceae. The transcript has a single exon. The record is from RefSeq and is a predicted model, not a curated record.